AUGGACAGCUCAUUCCCUCCUCGCGAAUCGAUCCAGGAGCAACGACGGGCACUCGCCGAAGACACUGUCUCUUACGCCAUCUACCUCCCCUCCUCCCUUUCGACAUCAACAUCCACAACAACAACAACAACAACAACAACAACAACAAAGACAACAGAUCCCAAUAGUCAGAUUCAGGACCAACAACAGCAUGCAACUGCGCUGGAGUCAGUCCAGGUCGCCAGGACGCUGGUGAACUCUAUUGUUGCAGAGCUGUCCAAGGACUAUAUCUGGCACAAGGAUGCAUUCUCACUCACCAUUGCUUCAGACCAAGGGAAAGGUUCGACGGGUCAGCCUUAUCUAAGAGGCCUAACGCGGUUCGGCGACUCGAUUGACGAUGAGUGGAUCGUUGUGCACUUGCUCAGGGAGAUCACGAAACGGAUCCCUGGAUCUAUUGCCAGGGUGCAGGAUAACGAUGGAGAGUUUCUGUUGAUCGAGGCUGCAGACCAAAUCCCCGCCUGGCUUGACCCCGAAAACAGCGAUAACAGGGUGUUCAUCUAUCAAGGAAACCUUCACAUCAUACCCAUUGCCACAACGGCGGACGAAAAGAAAUUUUUCCCAACAACACUCGGAAGCAAGUCUCGAGCACCAAAACUACAGGACGCCCUGGAAUUCAUCCGCUCCGCUACUACUACUGCUACAGGAUCUCCACAAAUAUCAACAUUGGCGAGUAUAAAGAUCCAGCAGGCAGCAUUCGGACCCCUCUUGCCAGACUCUCAGGAACAACCCUUUGCACUGCGGAAAAUCCAGGAACAACGCCAUUAUGCCCGCUGUCAAAUCCCAGUGCAGGUCGCUAGGAUCUUGAAGACUCGACCCGAGUUGGUGACUCGUGCGGCAGAGGCCUUUUAUACCAGGGAUGCUGUCGCCAUGGCCGUGUGUAGUCGAAUGACAAAGUUCUUCCCUCCUGCUCCUGCUGGUUCUACACUAUCGACAUCGACAAGUUUGAAUGGGGCACAGACACUGGGGAAGAACGAGACGCCGUUUGUUACGACGGCGGUUUGUUUCACAAAGACUUGUUAUGCGCAGUUGAUGGGACAGCAAUUUCAGUCACCAAAAAUCUGGGAUGGGAUUGUACCGCCGCCCAAGGUUGAGGAUGCUCAGGAUCCUCAGAAAGUCAAAGAAGCAGAACUCGGCAUGAAACUGACGUGCGGGUUUGAAAUUCUGUGUAGCAAGGAAUACCCAGGAGACUUUGGGUUCAGGAGCAAAGACGAGAUCCAAAUCGACAGUUUCCCAUUUGCGACAGAUGACUCCUGGAGGGUGUUCAAGAGCAACCUGACCCUACGGAGUUAUUUCGGAGACGAGCGGGUAGGGUCUGCACGGUACCAGCAACUCGAGGAGGCGGCCAAGCGACAAUUCUUGGAAUACAAGUUGGAUCGGCUGAGUGCCGAUGAGGGUCAGGGAGAGGAGGGGAUUUCGGCGUCUUUUCAUGGACAUGGUUAUCACCCUGUUCAGGAAAUUGAACGUAUCCUGGAUGUCGAAUCUGCAGAACCGGUGGAUGCGAAAGAGUUGGUGGAUGAAAGGAAGUCGGAUGAUGAUUCGUGGAUGGAUGUGGAUCUGCAGGAUUUGGAGGAUAUGAUGCGUGCUCGUGGGUUUGGUGGCGGUAAUGGAGGCGCAAGCUCUGGUUCUAUGGAGACGGAGGAGGAGGGAGAGAAGUCUGGACUUAAUAUGCAGCAGAUGCUUGAUCGGUUUGGGGCGUUCGUUGAGGAUGGGGAGGGAGGUGUUGAGGGAGCUGAGUUCUUGGAUGAGAUGAGUGAGGAUGACGAGGAUGACGAGGAUACCGAUGAUACCGAUGAAGAGCAGGAUAUGAGUGUCAAAGCCGAAGUUGACGAGGCAGGAGAGGAGGAGACAGGUGAUGAUUCCGACGAUGAUAUGUUUGCGAGCGACUAUGAGGAAAAGCAGGCUGCGAAGCGAGCGGCCAAGGCCAAGAGGGGCAACAAGUCUGGCGGAGGUGUGUUCUUGUUUGACGCCGAUAUGAUGAGCUUUGAGAAUGGGGUCUCACCAGCGAUAUCCGAGGCGCCAAAGUCAACGGAGGAAUCAAAGGCGUUUGCGAUGGACCAUGGUAAGUUCAAGGAUAUCCUUGUUCAGACGUUCGGUGUACCUUCUCCAUCUUCUCGAGCCGCAAAGGAGAGCUCAGGCGAUGUCGAGAUGAGUGAGGACGAUGAAGAGGAAGACGACAUGGAUGUUGAGAAGUUGAAGGAGUACAUGUCUGCGCUCGAUGCAGAACUAUCGGCCACAAAGGUGGGAGAAUCCUUCGAGAAGACAACCACCAGCAGCAGCAACGAGGAUAAAGGCAAGGGUGUUCCUCGGAAGAUGGCGGCGCCAGUACAGAAGACGAAGAAGAAGCCUGAGAAGAACCUGGAGGAGUUGAUGAAGGAGGCUACGGAUCGGUCUCGUAGAGGGUUCAGCAGACAUGGGCCAUUGGGUAUGCCUUCGGGCCCGUCGUUUGGAUACGACCCUGCGGGUAUGUCCUUCGCAGAUGACGAGGAUGAUGAAGAGGAAGAAGAUGUCAGAAAACCUCGCGUGGCUACGAUAUCCGCAGAUGGCGAGGAGGGUGACGAACUGGAUGAACUUGAUGACGACGAGGUGGAGGAAAUGGACCAGGAGAUGGUGGAUCUGGAUUUGAAUUUGGCCAAGAACCUGCUGGAGAGUUUCAAGAGCCAGGGUGGACUUCCCGGACCCGGUGGUAACCUCCUUUCAAGACUCGGUAUUGUCCUCCCAAGAGACGACGAUGAUGAAGAUGAUAGCGAUGAAGACCGUGCUUAA
Linnemannia hyalina is the source of this 2802-nucleotide messenger RNA. NCBI's taxonomy places the organism in Eukaryota, Fungi, Mortierellomycota, Mortierellomycetes, Mortierellales, Mortierellaceae. The record is from the annotation of a GenBank genome assembly.